This is a messenger RNA of Pseudogymnoascus verrucosus, 396 nucleotides long. RefSeq lists its product as uncharacterized. Lineage: Eukaryota; Fungi; Ascomycota; Leotiomycetes; Thelebolales; Thelebolaceae. The transcript has 2 exons. The record is from RefSeq and is a predicted model, not a curated record. The coding region runs from base 1 to 396 and encodes 131 amino acids.
AUGGAUGGCCUACAAGCUGGGAAAGCCGCAAGAUGGGCAGACGACAAGGCGGCAGGACCAGAAGAUGGUGUGGCUAUGCCAUGGCCUAGCCGCGAGAACGACCACGCGUGGAAAGAUCCUCAACAUGCGCGGCAAGACCUUCAACAUACAUGGGUAAAACAUGCAUGGAAAGAUCUUCAACACGCAUGGAAAGAUCUUCAACAUGCGUGGAUUGAUCUCCAAAUCGCGAUCAGAACGAUCACGAUCGACGACCUCCAAAUGGUGUGCGUGGCGCCGGGGUGGAAGAUUGCUCGCGGAACGGCUUCAAGAGCGAAGAAGAUGGAGCAAGGAGAAGUUCCAUGGAUUACCGAGAGCGCGGGAGCACUGGAGAUUGAAAAGCACGGCGAAAGGGGCUAG